ACCUGUCACUAUUUAAAAAGCAUCAUUAUAACUGAUGUCGAUACUACUAGUUAAUUUCAACCCCAGCCUAUUAUGUAGAUUUUUUUGAUCAUGCUUGUACAGUUUUGUUCUGGGCAUUUUAGUUUUCUUUUUGUAUUUCAAAACCAUGCAGUUAUGCGUGAGUGUGCAUUACUGCUAUGAGGACCAUUGGUUUGUGGUUAGUUUGUUUGCUGAUGGCUUCAUGUGAUUUGAAUGCUUUUUACACAGCAUGGUUUAUACCAUGAACUUCCUCAUCUACGUCUUGUUUCCUGUCUCAAGUAGCUCUGUCCAAAAAAAAUGAUCACAUUCCUCCAUCAAGCAUGACGAACACAACAUCUAGCAGCUGCUGUGUGUUUGGCGAAGGUCAGUUCAUAUCUUUGUCUACAAUCAUUUGCAUUGAGUUCAUCCUGGGAAUGAUAGGCAAUGGUGUGGCUCUCUGGAUCUUCUGCUUUUGCCUAAAACCUUGGAAAAGCAGCUCCGUCUUCCUCUUCAACCUUGCCCUUGCUGACUUUCUCCUGAACGUGAUCCUGCCUUUCCGUGCCAGCUACUACCUGAUGGGGAGAGACUGGAUCUUCGGGGAUACCUUCUGCCGCAUCUCCCUCUUCAUGCUGGCCAUGAACCGUUGUGGCAGCAUCCUGUUCCUGACAGCAGUGGCUGUAGAUCGGUUCCUGCGGGUGGUUCACCCGCACCACCCUCUCAAUUCGAUGUCUGUCCGAAAGACCGUGUGUGCUGCCUGUGCGAUCUGGGCGCUGACCAUCUCCCAGACGGCCCACCUGAUAUUCUACAUGCACAUCACCACUAGUGGAAACUCAACCCAAUGUGAGAGCUUCCAGAUUUGCGAGACAUCCACCUUUUAUUUUACCUGGCACAAGUCUAUCUUCGUCUUCUCAUUUUACCUGCCUCUGGCCAUAAUCCUGUUCUGCACCAUCCGGAUCAUCACACAGCUGAAGAACAGGCAGAUGGACAAGGACCAAAGGAUCAAGAGGACACUUCACUUCAUCAUUGUGGUAGUAGUGGUGUUUUUCUUAUGCUUCUUUCCCAGCAACCUGUCCCAGGUGGUCAUCUGGAUCAAAGUCACCUUCUACCCUGGACCCUGUGAAGACUAUGAUGUCCUGCAAACAGUCUUCUUCUACUCGAUCAGCUUGACUUACCUCAACAGCACAUUAGAUCCCAUUGUCUACUACUUCUAUAGUCCAACCUUCAAGAAGAUCUGCAAGAAGCAGUUGAAGCGGCUGUGGAAGAAAGCAGAGGUACCUGGAGAGGAAGAUCAAACUCGAGACACGGGCUCUCAGACACUUACUCAGCUGUGAGGAGUUAAAUUGGACUUUUUUUUCUUCUCUUUUUUGCCGGGUUUAUAUUAAUCUCACUUCAGUAGGCAGCAUGCUAGCACACUCAGUUCAUAUGAGAUGGUUUUCAUUACAUUUGCAUUUGAGCUUCUAUGAUCUUGUAUGAAACAAAGCAAUCAUAAACAUACAUGUUUUAGGGCCUAUAUUUUAUAUAACUUAAAGUGACAUGGGUAGUUGAGAGGAAAUUAAAGCUUUGUUUUCUUGCCAUAGUUUUGUUUGUGUACUAAUUUACUUAGUACAAAACUUCUAUUUUUCAUAUUUAUUUGGUACAUGGCACUGUUGCCUCACACCUUUAGGAUUGGGGGGGCACAAUUUGACAGCAAAUUUUUAUUUAAUUUUGGUCAUAGUCUUUUGACUAAUGUCAUUUUGUUUGUCAUAAUCAUCUAAAUUAUAGUUUUAGUCUAGUUUUAGUUGACUAGAUAUGACUACAGUUGAUUUAGUCGGCUAAAAUUAAAAGUACAAUGUAUAAUGUUUAAAGUUUCCCUUCGAUUUCUGAAACUCAUUAUGUUCACCAAGAUGAAAUACCAAUGUUAUAGAAUGGUAUUAAGGGCUGACUGCGCAGAACACCGACAGAUUUCACUCUUAUUUGAAAGACAAACUUAAGUUUGUUUAUCUGGAAACAGAGUACUGUAAUAUCAGUAGUGCCACUAGUGCAAAAAUAAAAUCACAAGUGCAUAGGCUAUAAUGCCACCAGGCCUGCUCUCUCUGAAUAUUAAAAUAGAAAUAUAAAAAUAAAUAUUUGUAGACAGUUUAUUGGUGAUUUCGUGUUCGUUGAAGUUUCAGCUUUUUAACAACUGUAUGAAGUGAUAUUUGUUAUAUAAAUCAACUCAGGUGAAAAAAAUGUACGUUUUCAGGGUUGCCAAAUCUCAAAAAUGUGUCAAGACACUCGCUUUCAGACUUAAUGGAAAUGGAAUUUAUAUUUUACCAUUAUAAACCUAAAAUUAGCUACGUCAAAAGUGUUUUUUUACAUGGACCCCCCCCACAUUUCACAUAAAAUAUUAGUUCACCCAACGCUGUUUCUAUUGCUUCGCGAAAGAAUCCAUUCCACUUAAUCGAUAUGAGAAUACACAUACCACUGAAAGGCCACUCCGGGUUUUCGGGGUUACCAACAGCCUCACCACACACAAGUGAAGUGAAUCGUCAAAUGCAGGCCAUGUCAUGCCUGACCAUUGUGUGAAAUUAUGAAUAUUCUUAUUUUUAAACAUACAUUUGAGGGUCACUAUUACUCAGCACAGUGGCAGGUUGUGUUACAUCUAAAACUAAAUAAAAAAGAAUACACUAAAUAAAAAG
Molecule: messenger RNA, 2654 nt
Organism: Brienomyrus brachyistius
Lineage: Eukaryota; Metazoa; Chordata; Actinopteri; Osteoglossiformes; Mormyridae
Product: hydroxycarboxylic acid receptor 2-like
Exons: 1
Coding region: 339-1328 (329 amino acids)
Biological process (GO): blood coagulation; thrombin-activated receptor signaling pathway
Cellular component (GO): membrane
Molecular function (GO): thrombin-activated receptor activity
Source: RefSeq, a predicted model, not a curated record